AGCAUAGGAAGCUUGAGUCCAGUUCACGCUACUUUGCCGUCGCCCUCUGCCAUUCUUUUGCUAUAAAGAACACUUCCCUUUCCCCCACUCUCAUGCAACCCGGAACUUCAGUCUCCUCCAUUAAUGGCGAGGCAUAGGAGGACCUGUGAAGCUUGAGGUCGAGGAGGAAAUGGAGACUAAAAGGCCGAUUAGUUUCAUCAGAAAUGGAAUAGUGAGGCUGCCUCCCGGCUUCAGGUUCCACCCUACUGAUGAGGAACUGGUGGUGCAGUACCUCAAAAGGAAGGCCUUUUCCUGCCCAUUGCCUGCCGCAGUCAUUCCCGAGAUCAAUCUCUGCAACUUCGAUCCCUGGGAUUUGCCAGGUGAGGGCGAAGGAGAGAGAUACUUUUUCAAUCUGGUAGAUAGAUCCGCCUUCCACCGCAGCAUUAGAGCUACAGGCUCCGGGUACUGGAAGGCCGCCGGAAAGCCGAAGCCGGUGGUGGCGACGGCGAGCAGAGAGCUGGUGGGGAUGAAGAGGGUGCUCGUUUUCCACAAGGGAAAACCACUGCGUGGCUCGGCGACCGAUUGGGUCAUGCACGAGUACUGCCUCCCUUCGAAUCUCGCACAGAGAUCGAAUUCAAUCCGCUGUUUCGUGGAGCAGAGCAAAGAUUGGGUGGUCUGCCGCAUAUUUGAGAGGAGGACAGAUGAAGUAGCAGAGAAUAGAAGAAGGAGGAAAAGAAGGUUCGGCAAUGGCAGAGUCGAGCUCGAUCCUUCCUGUUCUUCUUCCUCAAGCUGCCUGACUGAUCUCGAGGAGGAGGAGGAAGAAGAAGGCGAUGAAGGCAGCAGCAAAGCGAUCGAUUCGCCUGAUCAUGUUUAAAUCUUGUCUUAAGAGUUCUAUAACGUUAAAUCUGGAGGUAGUGAGUGAUCUCUGCACCAUGUUGGUUGCCUCCUCUACUGCCUUGUUCUUGCUGGUUUAGUUUUAUCAAUCAAGAAAGCGAUCGAACGUUCGUUUCCAAAGAAA
Molecule: messenger RNA, 997 nt
Organism: Zingiber officinale
Lineage: Eukaryota; Viridiplantae; Streptophyta; Magnoliopsida; Zingiberales; Zingiberaceae
Product: NAC domain-containing protein 83-like
Exons: 3
Coding region: 170-853 (227 amino acids)
Biological process (GO): regulation of DNA-templated transcription
Molecular function (GO): DNA binding
Source: RefSeq, a predicted model, not a curated record